AAAAUAAGAAAAUAUCACAUGAGUUUUAACAAUCAGAAUUACAUAUAUGAAGAAUUUAAGGUUGAAGAAAUAUAAUUUGUUCCAGAAAUGAGAUAAAAUAAAUCCAUUGUUGCAAAUCCUUAAAAAAUUACUAAAAAGUUUUGAAUCAAUUUUAUUUAAGAUAUUCAAUUUGUUCAUUUUGUUUGGCUUAUUAAGAAAAUGAAGAAAACACUCCCUAUUAAUGUAAAAAUAUAACAUGUGGAAAAUUUGUUAAAAUUCCAGUUUAAUAUGAAGUGUUUUAAUGCCCUACAUGUUUGGCAAACAUUCUGCAUCAACCUUAAAGUAGUUGAAUAUUAUUUUUUUUAGGUUCAAUUAUUUGUUCAUACUGUAAGUAAGUAGUAAAAUGGUCUGAUCAGAUAUUGAAUUAAGCCUCUUAAAUAACUUAAAGUAUAAAAAAACAAAAUUGA
Molecule: messenger RNA, 446 nt
Organism: Paramecium sonneborni
Lineage: Eukaryota; Ciliophora; Oligohymenophorea; Peniculida; Parameciidae
Source: the annotation of a GenBank genome assembly